Molecule: messenger RNA, 993 nt
Organism: Cyphomyrmex costatus
Lineage: Eukaryota; Metazoa; Arthropoda; Insecta; Hymenoptera; Formicidae
Product: zinc finger BED domain-containing protein 1-like
Exons: 1
Coding region: 1-993 (330 amino acids)
Source: RefSeq, a predicted model, not a curated record
AUGACAGUGGUUUGUCAGUUUUUAAUGGACAAUUGGGAAAUAAAAUCUUACACUCUAACAACAAAAGAAAUCGAAGAACGCCACACGACUAUUAAUAUAACUGCUAAAAUACAGGAAGUUCUUAAUGAAUGGGAAAUUAAUGAAAAAACUACAACCGUCGUUACGGACAAUGCCAUAAAUAUGACGAAUGCUGUCAAAGCUUUAUCGAAUUUGACAUUAAAUGAAGGAAUAACGUGUGCAGCACAUACUAUGCAGCUUGCAAUAUCAAAAGGAUUGGAAAUCGCAGAAAUUGCUAUAUUUUGUCAAAAGGCAAGAAAGGUGGUUGGACACUUCCGCCAUUCAAAUAUUGCAUGGGAAGCGUUAAAAACAAAUCAAAAGAAUUUCAAAAUGCCUGUGCUUAAAUUAAUACAAAGCAUUCCUACACGUUGGAACUCCACAUUUGAUAUGCUUGAACGCCUCGUGAAGAAUAGACGUCCUGUGGAAAGUGUCCUCGCUGACAGAUCAGUAACCAAAUUAAGAAUUGCUUACAAUUUAGAAAUCGCAGAACGCGAGUGGUAUAUCAUGGAGAAUUUUGUCAAUGUGCUCAAGCCUUUACAAAUAGCAACCACAGUACUGUGUGCCCAUAAUUCGUCCAUCUCUAUGGUACGUCCGAUUGUUCAUUCACUGCUAGAGAACCAUCUAACCUAUGAUUCAUUAAAUGAUGAUAUGAUCAGUCAAUUCAAAAAAGUGGUAUAUCAGGAACUCGAUACAUGGUUCGAUAUGAAAUGGCAUGAAAAUUCAACUGUUAAUGCAUGGCAGAUCACUUCAUUCUUAGAUCCACGGUACAAAGAUCUACGCGCCGAAAAAAUUGAAGCAAGAGAAGCAAUAAAAGCCGCAGUCCUUACUAAGCUCCACAACAUGUCCAGUGACACAGAAAACACUGAAAAUGAAACAUUAAUAGAGAGUGCUUUAGACUUUCUUUUUCAAAUACAACCAAAUCAACACAGUGUUUAA